AGGGCAAAAAAUUUAGUAUACCUAGAACCGCCUUGGUGACCUCUAUUCAUCAUUAAAGUAUUUCCGUUUCCCAAUGAAACACCCUGUAUAAAGCUUUUUAAUGACUACUUAAAUGCGCUAUCAGCUGAAUUGUUUAAACUACUUCAGGAAAAUACCAAUAUUAGAAGUAAUUAUAAAAAAUUGACAGAAUGUAUUUUGGCUAAGACGGUGAUUUUUAACCGUAAAAGAGUAGGGGACGUGCAGUAUUUAACAGUAGAAACCUACGGGAGGAACUACGAUACACUUAAUCAAGAAAGUUUUACAGAGGCACUCACUUAAGUUGAAAAGAUUAUAUAUAAAAAUCAUAGGCGUUUUGUAACUGGAGGUAAAGGCUCAAAACCUGUUCCAAUUUUAUUUUCAUUCCAGACGCAAAAAUACAUUAGCCUUUUACUAAAAGUCAGACAAGAAACCAAUGUUGUACCAGAAAACAAUCCAUAUCUUUUUGCAAAUCCUGAUUCCGAAGAUCGCUGGAUGUCUGGCGCAAACACAAUUAGAAAGAUAGCUAUUAAUUGUGGAGCCAAACAUCCAGAACUAUUGACAUCAACUAGAUUUAGGAAACAAAUUGCCACGACUCUGCAAUUAUUAGCCCUCGAUGAUGACGAAAUGGAACAAAUCGCCACUUUUAUGGGACAUACAAAGAAGACACAUACCGAGUUUAACAGACUACCGCAAGAUAUCUACCAGACUGCUAAAGUAGCCAAGAUUCUUUUACUUAUGGAAAAAGGCAAGGGAAAUCGGUACCGAGGAAAAAAAUUAAGUGAAAUCAAUAUAGAUGAUAACGAAUACUAUAGCUCUGAAUACGAAGGCGAUGAAGAACCGAUUAUGCAGAAGGUGCUAAAGCGGGUUACAAGGGGAAAAAACCUGAAGACGAAUUAGAUACUGGAGAUUCUGACAGAUAUGUGCAUCAGUCAACGGAACGUGAUCAACAUAAUGAAAACACAUUAUCAAGAAAUUAUUUUAAAAAGGCGACUAAGCCGUUUCACGAAUCUAACGAAGCAAAUAGUGAAGAACCACCAACAAAAAAAACUAAAGGUAUGAAUAAGUAAAAGUGUCUACGAUCAUCACAAAACAAAAUUUUUUGAUAUUCCGCCAUAUUUUGUUUAAAGUUACGUUAUCAAUGAAUAAAUAUAAAAGUAAAAAGAUAAAAGAAAGAAAAAACGGGAAUACCUGAGAUUUUUCCCUACUUUUGUUUUUUCAAAAUUACCACCGUUAUUACCAGGUUAACAUAGAAAAUAUUUUUGGCGGUUAGAAAUUUUAAUAUUAAAAUAAAACUUUAAAUGAAUAUAGGUCAUAACUUUUUAAACGACCACUUUACUUUUCUGCACUUAAAAUUUGGAUUAUUCCUGUGGAUCCGUCCCUGGAAAAAAUAUGAAAUAAUAAUAUUAGAUAUUAAAAUAUUUAGUUAAAAUAUAUUCAUACGUGAUUUUUUUUGUAUUUUUUUAACGUUUUGACGUUUUUAGAAUCAUCCACGAAAUCCAUCCAGAGAUUCAGAGCCAAAUGGUCAGAUAAUGAAAAACAAGUUUUACUUCAGUACUUUGAAAAACAUAUUGAAACAAAAAUUACCCCUCGGAAACAUGAAUGUGACGAACUACUGAAACUACAUCCACACGUGUUCGAAAAUAAGGACUGGGUCCGAAUAAAAACAUAUGUGUAUAAUACAUUCCGUGAAAGGAAGUGAUUACUUAUUUUUAUUUUUACUGAACCACAUAGAUUAUUUUUAGUUCCAAUAAAUUACUUUUAAAUAA
Molecule: messenger RNA, 1784 nt
Organism: Diabrotica virgifera virgifera (western corn rootworm)
Lineage: Eukaryota; Metazoa; Arthropoda; Insecta; Coleoptera; Chrysomelidae
Exons: 2
Coding region: 511-915 (134 amino acids)
Source: RefSeq, a predicted model, not a curated record